This is a messenger RNA of Haemonchus placei, 1653 nucleotides long. NCBI's taxonomy places the organism in Eukaryota, Metazoa, Nematoda, Chromadorea, Rhabditida, Trichostrongylidae. The record is from the annotation of a GenBank genome assembly.
AUGCGAGACGACAUCUUCAAACGGUUGACAUUCGGAAUCAAGAGAACUCCGAGACAACUAGCUGUGGUAAGUUUCAAUACCAGUAGCUACCCCUUUAGCACGCGGAGAUUCUUUGAUAUUGAAAUCCAUCAACUUCGACGUUCAAACCGAAUUUAUACAUGGGGUGAAGAUAUUCCAGAUCCUUUCAUUGACUUCACUGAUCUCAACCUGCCAUCCCAAUUAAUGAGUUCGUUGAAUGAAUUCGGUAUCGGAGAGCCGACUCCCAUUCAGAUGCAGGCUAUACCUCUCAUGAUGAUGCAUCGGGAUAUUCUGGCUAGUGCACCAACAGGAUCCGGGAAAACGUUAGCAUUCGCCAUUCCGGUACUUCUGAAUAUAUUGAAGUUGAAGAAGUUGAACAAGUACAAGGAUGGCUCCAAAUUACUCGCUAUAGUUCUUGAACCCACGAGAGAAUUGGCAUCACAGACAUAUCGUCAGUUCCUCAAGUUUGGUCAAGGUCUUCCGGUCAAAGCUGCUCUAUUCGAGACCGAAGAACUGCCUCAAAAUGUCGAUAUACUAGUUUCAACACCUAAUCAAAAUACCUCCUUUCGUCUUUUUCAUUUCCAUUGGUGGUUGAUCGUCGAUGAAAGUGAUCGCUUGUUUGAAGUUGUUGAAGGGCAGGAACGAUGUUUCCGAACUCAGCUUGCCAGUGUAUACAAAGCUUGUGAUGGAAAAUUCACUCGGAGAGCAUUUUUCACUUAUCUACUGUGGAAAUGUUGUAUUCUUUCGGAGAAAUAUCGGAUUCAGUACAUGUCCCUUUCCUUUAGAAAUUCAGCAAAUGCUAACGUGACCCAAGAAUUAGUGUUUGCCGGUUCAGAGCAAGGAAAGCUGCUUGCCAUUCGUACCCUUCUCCAAACCCAGUUUGAUCCUCCAGCCCUUAUCUUUGUGCAGAGUAAAGAACGAGCUCGCGAGUUGUUGUCUGCCUUGUCGUCAAUCACGCCACCGAUUCCUGUCGCCCUUAUUAGCAGCGAAAAGUCUCAAAGCGAGAGAGAUCACGCCAUUGAGUCUUUCCGAUCAGGACGGUUGUGGGUGCUCAUUAGUACGGAAUUGAUGGGUCGCGGUCUAGACCUUCGCAAUGUAAACCUCGUGAUUAAUUUCGACUUACCAACUUCAAUUGUGAGCUACAUUCACAGAAUAGGUCGAACCGGCAGGGCUGGUCGCCGUGGACGUGCCAUCACAUAUUUUACCGAAUCGGACACAAAGUACUUGAGAUCGAUCGCCACAGUAAUCCAUCAGGCUGGAUUUGAAGUUCCCGAGUAUACGCUGAGUUUGAAGCCUCUAAGUAGAAACGAAAAGAAGCAACUUGUGCGCCAUGCUCCAAAACGAAAGCACAUAGCGUUUGUGAAAAAGAAGAAAAAGAAGAAUCUCCAAGCUGAAAAGUCUUCUAAUCAGUCGGACGAACCGGCUGAGAAGAAGGCGAAGGUUGACAAAGUUGGAAAGGAAUCGAUUACAGAAAAGGCGGUUUUGGGUAAUAUCGGUAAGAUGAAGAAGAAGAAAAUUGGAAAAGUCGAAAAAGUAACGAAGGGAGCAGUUUCGAAAGGAAUCGCAAAUGAGGUACCACCCGGACAAGUUCCCAAGAAAAAAGCAAAGAAAUCAUCGAAAAACGAUAAGCAGUAA